Messenger RNA from Musca vetustissima, 1821 nucleotides. RefSeq names its product trichohyalin-like. The transcript has 3 exons. NCBI's taxonomy places the organism in Eukaryota, Metazoa, Arthropoda, Insecta, Diptera, Muscidae. Bases 1 to 1821 code for a protein of 606 amino acids. The record is from RefSeq and is a predicted model, not a curated record.
AUGUCCACGGAAACUAAAAAAUCCCUCACGUCCAACCAUAAAGUGGACAACAAAAAGGAAGAAUCGUCACAUAAUCGUCGUAAUGUAAAACCAAUUGUUCUAUCAUCGCAGCGUUAUAAUAAAAUUAUUAGCAAUGCAACAACAAUGGAUAAAUCCAAAACACAACAACAAUUGGACGAGGAAAAGCAACGUUUGGAAAAACUCAAGGAAGAAAAUGAUAAACUGGUGGCAAAAUUCAAAGGCAACAUGCAACGGACUCAGGAACAAAAAAUGCAACAAAUCAAAGAUGACUUGUAUAAGAAAACUCAGGAUGCCAAGGAAUCAUACGAACAAACCAAAGAAAAUGAGGCUCAAAAACGUCGUGAAAAAAUUGCCAAAGCUCAACAAUUAAUUGAAAAACUGAAGCCGGGACCAAGACAACUGCACACCGCAGCACUGCAAAGUGAAGUUUUGCGUGCUCGCAACGUUCAGCGGGACAUCAAUGAAGAAUUUAAAAAGGCUGUGAAAAAACAAGAAUGUGAAGCAAAAAUCCAGUGUCAGGAUCAGGCAAUGUCAUGGAUCAAUGAGGAACAACAACGUCUGAUCCAGAGACAAAAGAAUGCCAAUGCCUACAAGGAGGAAUUACUGCAGACAAUACAUGAAAAGGAAAAGGUGCGCAACGAACAAAAGAAACAUCAGCUAAAGGAGCAGCAAUUGGUGCGGACAACUUAUGAUGUCGAGAUGAAGGCCCAAAUGGAAAGAGAACGGGUCUUAAUGGAAAAGAAACGUGAGGCACAGCGUAAGAAUGCCUUGGAAGCUAUGAAAAUGGUCGAGCAGCGUAGAAUGCGCGAAAAACUAACCGAUGAAGUUGAGGAUCGCCUAUGCUGUGUGUACAAUGCCGGGAAACGCCAAUUGGAUGCCUUGCGCACCGAACAAACCAAAAAGAUUGCCGACGAUCAACAGCAAAAGAUCGAAGAACAAGUUAAGAAACUAUCUGCCAUUGAAGAUAACACUGAGGCCAAGGAAUCGGAACGUGUACGCCGUGAUAUAUCCACAAUGCAACUGAAAUUCACCGCCGAGGAGCAAGAGAAAAUUCGAAAAGAUAAGGCGGCAAAGAAGGCACGCAUCGAAGCCUAUCUCAAAGAAAUGGAACAACAGAAAGAGGCACGACGUCGGGCAGACGAAGAAAAACGCUUCGAAAUGGCACAACGAUUCAAGAACGAAGAAGUCAAUCAGAAAUUUGCCGAGAAACAGCAACAAGAACGUUUGGCAAAUGCCCGGGAAAUGCGGGAAUUCCUUCACAAACAAAUUGAAGAGAAUCAACGUAAUAGAUUGGCUCAGAAACAAGCCAAUAUUACAUGUAAUGAGGAUAAGGCCGAUCAGGAAGAUAAAUUCUUCUUCGAUUAUGCCAAAAAUCUCAUUGAAGAUGCACAACAAAAAGGUCGGCCACUUUAUCCAUUUGCAAAGGCCGUCAAUGAAUACAAGAAGGAAAAUGAUAUUGAAUGUGAACGUAAAAUACCAAAGCAUAUGGAAACACAUAUCGCCAUUGGACGGGCAGCAUCUGAUACCACUGCUAAUGAUAAAGAUAAGUCCUCCAAGACUCGUGAAGAAAUUUUACAAAAUUGUUUAAAAAUUAAUGAAAUUCUAACAAAAUCAUCCAAUUCAGAAAACCCCAAUGAAACCCCACAGAAACCCUUAACAUUUUUAAAGAACGAUAUCGGAAAUAAGUUAUCGUCAUCGAAUGAUUCCCAAACUAAAAAUGAAUGUUCCUCAAUGUUGUUACGCUACAGCAUGGAAGAUUUGAAAAAGCUUAAUCAAUAUGCUGCACCUUCGUGUCAUUAA